AUGGCCAACUAUGAUAUCAGAAUAAAAUUUUCUAAAGUUCUAAAUGAAAAGCACCACUUGCAAACAUCUUCUCAUCAUUUCUAUGGUGAAGAUAUUGUGGGUUUCCAUUAUGAGGUUUCAGAAUUAAGUAGAUUAAUUUUGACAAGUGACAAACUUCUUAUAUCGGUGGUUGGUGUGGCAGGCUUUGGCAAGACAACUCUAGUGAAAGGAGUUUACAACCAUUCAGAGAUAAAGAAAAUUUUCCACAACCGUGGUUGGGUUUGUGUUUCUCCAGAUUUUAAAGAGAAAAAUCUUUUAUUUCAGAUAUUGAAGCAGGUGACUGAGGUUAGAGAUGAAGAGAAAUUGCCAUUAGAGAAAUUGCAAGAGAAGCUUCGUAAUUUAUUAAACACGCAGAAGUUCUUAAUUGUCUUGGAUGAUAUCCAUGCACCUGCUAUAUGGGAGAAACUCCAAGUGGUCUUUCCAAACUCAUCGAGCGGAGCAGGGGUGAUUGAGGAUACAGAGCAAAAGGAAAAUGAAGAAGAAAGAGUGGUUUGUGAUGAUAGCAGGGAAAUAGAACAAAUAGUUGGUGGAAAUGAAUGA
Messenger RNA from Pistacia vera, 579 nucleotides. RefSeq names its product probable disease resistance protein At1g58390. NCBI's taxonomy places the organism in Eukaryota, Viridiplantae, Streptophyta, Magnoliopsida, Sapindales, Anacardiaceae. The record is from RefSeq and is a predicted model, not a curated record. Bases 1 to 579 code for a protein of 192 amino acids. Gene Ontology annotation, molecular function: ADP binding. Gene Ontology annotation, biological process: defense response to fungus. The transcript is spliced from 2 exons.